AUGAGCGGGGGUGACCCCAGCGCGCACCGCGAGCGGCCGGGGCUGCGUGGCUCCCGAGGACGCGCGGCGCCUGACCUGCCGCCAGCGUCUCUUUCCUUUCCGCGCGGACACCCUCAUCCCGGCCCUAGCCGCCUGGAGGUGGAGCCCCCUGCCGUGUCCGCGAGGGCAGCCCCGGCCGGGGCGCUGGGCGAGGGGCGAGCCCGCUCCACCCGCAUCUGUCCCCGGGCCGGGUCGCAUGCUCCGCCCACCCCGCCCCUCCCGCAGCAACAGAACAGAGACAGCCUGAAUCCCACCGGCGGGAGCACAGCUGAGACAGCGGCGGCGGGAAGGAGCGCGCGCCCGCACGGGCUCCGGGGCGAGGCCGCCCGCCUCCCCGCGAGGGGCGCGGGGUCCCCGCGGGCUCGUGACACCUCGCGGCCCGGAGCCGCCCGCAGCCCGGCGACGGGGACGAGCGGGCCGCCGAGCCUGGCCCCGGGAGCGCGCUGCUCGGGGCCGCCGCCGCGCCGCCGUCCGCCCCGGCGCUCCCUGGAGAAACGGGGGCUGCGGGUCCCCGCUACCGCCGCUCGAGGCCAGAGGGACGCCCGACCCGCGACGGCGUUUCCCGGCCGAGGCGGCGGGCCUCGCUCGCUCCCGGCAGCUCCGAGGCUGCGGGAGGAAACGCUGCAGGUUUCCCAGCAGCGGCUCGCUCUCCUGGCGUCCGGGGGCCUUCCUCACGCUCGGCCGGCAAACGCGGUUUUCCGGGGCUCCAGCCCCGCGGCGGCCGGGCCUGACCCACCCCGGGCCGCCGCGCUUCCCCUUCCCGCGGGGCCCGGUCCCCCGCGCGCGCCGCGGCCCCGCGUCCGAGCGCUGUUUCCCUCACGCCGCUCCGCGCUCCGCCUCAGCUGCCUGUGCCCCCUCCGUCUGGCAUCUGAACUCAGCGAGUCUGGCGGGAACUCCGACGCCCGCCCAGAGCUCGGCGGCCGGUGGCGCUUGCACGUGCUCGUCGCGUGCGCGGGAGCCCGCAGGGCCCAAGGCUCCGGGCGCCCACGGCUCCCGGCGCCCACAGGCCUGCCUUCCACGAUGAGCUCCAAGACGUGCUGCGUGCCCUCAGGCAGGUGGGUGACCUCGGCUGCCCAACACCUCCGGAGGCGUCGCCGCCAGCUGACCGCGGCCGCUCGCCCCCAGUGCCGCCGGCCGUCCGUCCGUCCCGAGGCCCCGCCGCCAGGUGACCGUGGCCACUCGCCCCCAGUCCCGCCGUCCGUCCGUCCCGAGGCCCCGCCGCCAGGUGACCGCGGCCGCUCGCCCCAGUCCCGCCGGCCGUCCGUCCGUCCCGAGGCCCCGCCGCCAGGUAACCGCGGCCACUCGCCCCCAGUCCCGCCGGCCGUCCGUCCCGAGGCCCCGCCGCCAGGUGACCGCGGCCACUCGCCCCAGUCCCGCCGGCCGUCCGUCCCGGGGCCCCGCCGCCAGGUGACCGCGGCCGCUCGCCCCCAGCCCCGCCUGCCAUCCGUCCGUCCCGAGGCCCCGGCGCCAGGUGACCGCGGCGGCUCGCCCCAGUCCCGCCGGCCGUCCGUCCGUCCCGAGGCCCCGCCGCCAGGUGACCGCGGCCGCUCGCCCCCAGUGCCGCCGGCCGUCCGGCCGUCAUUCCCGGGGCCCCGCCGCCAGGUGACCGCGGCCACUCUCCCCCAGUCCCGCCGGCCGGCCGUCCCGAGGCCCCGCCGCCAGGUGACCGCGGCCACUCGCUCCAGUCCCGCCGGCCGUCCGUCCCGGGGCCCCGCCGCCAGGCCCGAACGGCGGAGCGCGCAUGCGCACGGCGCCGCUCCCCGCCCCCACCGCGCGCCCGCGCCCAAGGCCCCUAACGCGGCCCGCCGGGCCAUGGAACCCGCCGAAGUUGGCGCGGUUCGAGCUCUCCCGUUCGGUCGCUCGAACGCCUUCCCGCCGUGA
This is a messenger RNA of Hippopotamus amphibius kiboko, 1920 nucleotides long. Its product is annotated as basic salivary proline-rich protein 1-like. The coding region runs from base 1 to 1920 and encodes 639 amino acids. The record is from RefSeq and is a predicted model, not a curated record. NCBI's taxonomy places the organism in Eukaryota, Metazoa, Chordata, Mammalia, Artiodactyla, Hippopotamidae. The transcript is spliced from 8 exons.